Molecule: messenger RNA, 2460 nt
Organism: Pseudozyma hubeiensis SY62
Lineage: Eukaryota; Fungi; Basidiomycota; Ustilaginomycetes; Ustilaginales; Ustilaginaceae
Exons: 1
Coding region: 1-2460 (819 amino acids)
Source: RefSeq, a predicted model, not a curated record
AUGAACUCCUCCUUGGGCUCCUCGCCGUAUCGCGGCCGUCAUCAUCAUCCGCAAGUCCAUCCUCCAUCCGCUCCUUCGUCGUCUGCAACCACUUCUCCCGAUCCCACCUUCAGCCCGUCUAGCAUCGCUGGCGGCAGCAGUGCCAGCUACACCAGCACCGAUAGCUUCACUCCCUCCUUCACACCCGACGCCAUCGCUGCCUCACACUGCACACCUUCUACUGCCAACGAAGCUCGAGCAGAUAUCUACCGCGCAGAGGCAGCAGCAUCGUCUUCAACCACACUGCGGCGUAGAGCUCAGCCAUCGUAUCGCACUGACGCCGUCGCUACUCCGUCUGAAUCCAGCGCGUCCGAAUCACACUUUGACAGUCUUCACGAGCUCCUGGAACGAGCCGGCUACAAAGAGACGCGGAUCGUCACACCCGACCGCCAAUCGCUAGCAGGCAUGUUUGCGAAAAAGCUCGCCACUCCACCGAGGAAGCCUAGGCUCGUCGAUGACUUCUCCUCAGACUCACCUUCGCUUGCUGCUUGCGAGCUGAGACGCGCCUUUGAGAAGGGUACUGCAAGCCGCUCGACACCUAAAGCAUCCACCAGUAAAAGCCUGCCAUCUCGCAACUACAAGCUUCCAGCGCAGGCUCACGCGCCACCGCUUCCUGACGCGGCCGCCUCAACAUCGAGCUGGUUCCCCAAUCUCUGGUUCUUCGGUCCAGGCACCAUCCCUGCCGAAAACUCUCACGCCGCCGACCCGCUCGCCGUACCGGCGGGCAGCAGCGAGCAAAUCGCGACGCACCAGAUCGAGUCCGAAUCGUCCACGCGAGCAUCAGGAUCGGCAUCUACAGCUGAGCCCACCUCUGCGUCAACAGCAUCGACAUCUGCGGUGCCGACCAAGACGAAAAGAACCGCAUCCAACAACUCGGUCUGGACCGCGAGUGUCGCGUACAGGUCCGCAAAGUCACGCACGGCUCCUGUCCGGAAGAAUGCCGCGGUCUCUUCACAGCUUGCAAAUGGUGAUCACGAUGCGGAAGAAGCCUGGAAGGCGUUGCAGAACGGAGCAUCCAAUGGCAACGCCAAGAGGCGUCCGGGUCUAGUUGACGCCUUCUCGAGUCCCACCAAAAAAAGGCCAGCAAGCAACCCUUCGCAUAACAGCCCCAGUCGUCAGCGCAAGUGGAGACAGGAGAGGGCUGCAUGGAGAGAGUCCCUGGGAGAUCUGCAGGCGAUGAUGGACCAAUCACGCACACGACGUGAGGCAGCAGCUGCAGCCGCCGCAGCAAAGGCGCAAGCCGGCACAGCAGAAGUGGCUGAAAACAACGACGACUCUGCAGGCACCGCGUCCGUCGAGAACCACAGUCAGUCGGAUCAGGCUACCGCCGAAGAGCCUUCUGCAUUCCUCGCGACGCAAUCCGACGACGACGCAGUGGCGAAGCUCUUGUCCGGCCCAGCCCUGCCUUUCCUAUCAACCGAUCCCGCCGUCGCACCUCGGAACGCCUCCUGCACCACACCCUCUCAUCUCAGUAUGCGACGCAUGAAGAGCGUCGAAGUGCUCUCCAAGAUCAUACGGGAACGUCGAACCAUCUCCGCCACCGCUUCGUCCACGCCGCCUGCUCACUCAGCCUCAGAGACCUCGCAAAGCUCGAUCGAGAUCGACACGCAAGCCGGCCAGAUCAGCCCAACGAUCAAGAAACGCUCCACACCACCUCGACUCACCGUGACCUCGCCACGCGGCAUCUCUUCGCCCAAAGAGCUGGCACUGGAAGGCCAGGAAUUCGAGCCCAUGUCCUGGUCUCCUGGCAAAUCCGGUUCGGUGAUCAUCUCGAAUCGGCGAGUGCAAAAGAAGCCACGCUCCAAGCUGCGUCAUGUUUCCUCUGGUUCUGAUCUGCGGUCCGCUGCAGCGAAAGAUGCACAGGGCGAGCUCAAGAUGCCCAGUCGUAGGGGCAGGUGUACGCGAGUCAAGACGUCUCCUGAAACGUCACCCGAAGCGAGGGGACCCGUGGCUGCACUCAUUCGUGAUUCCGUAGGCACGCUGUCGCGAGGCAGCAAAGUGCGAGCCCUGCGACACAACGUGCACGUGUUUGACGAUCCGGACGGCCAAGCUGGUCUGGAAGGGGGUGUCGACAACUCGCCCACUCGACAGCGUUCUCGAAGUCGGCCAGACGGAAAAGUCCUUGCACUGUCCAACACACACAACACGACAGAGGACGACAUCUUCCGCCCAACAGGUACGCUCAAGAAGAAGGACUUCUCGGCUCGCAUCACCCGGACCAGCAAGAUCAUGCGUCUCAUCGAGGAGGCGGAGAACAUCCCCUCGAUCGCAUCCAUGAUCCAACCACAGCCCUCGUCCAAAGCACCACCCGCGCGUCGCAGCACAGACUCGACGGGUCUCUCCAGCUCGCUAAGCCGCAAGAGCAGGGACAGGAUGCACACCAUCACAAGGGUGUUGGGCGAGAAACAGGUCGCCUCCUGA